Orussus abietinus is the source of this 4259-nucleotide messenger RNA. Its product is annotated as lysocardiolipin acyltransferase 1. Gene Ontology annotation, molecular function: acyltransferase activity. NCBI's taxonomy places the organism in Eukaryota, Metazoa, Arthropoda, Insecta, Hymenoptera, Orussidae. The transcript has 6 exons. The record is from RefSeq and is a predicted model, not a curated record. Gene Ontology annotation, cellular component: endomembrane system. Bases 391 to 1500 code for a protein of 369 amino acids.
CGGGAUUUUCCGACACUUUACUCGAUAUUCUACAAUUAUCUCUCCAUUUUCUGUCGCUCUUCAACGUGGACGCGCGACGUCACGCUCUCGAAUCAGCCUACGUGACUUCGCGUGGUCCAGUGUUACCUCGAUGGGUGGUUAAAAGGAAAACCCGAAUUCACUUCUGGGGUCCGCCGAGUACAGCGGCCUGCAACGCUGCAGCGCAGCCGUGCGACCUUGCGUGUCGUCGGCCACCGGCUCAGAGAAGCCCCGGCGAGUCUCCGUAGAUCGCUCGCUGUAUAAUCGGAGGGAAGCCACCAAGAACGUUCUUCAGUCUGCUCUGCACUAUGAAGGAGCCGCGCCGUCUUCGCUUUCUUGCUCGCGGAUAGACAGGAGUGCACCCGAACUGUGAUGCGCGGACUUUUAUGCGGCCUACUGUACUGCUCUCUCUGGUAUGGCAGUAUAGUGGCGGGCUUUUUGUUCAUCGCUUGUCCGCUCCUUCCACUUUUGCUGGUCAGUCCUCCCUGGUUUCGAAAAUGCGGGGACCUCCUUUUCUCAUGCUGGGAGCUCUAUCCCACCGCUCUUCUGGAUAUAUUCGGCGUAAAGGUGGUGGUGUCAGGGGACCACAUUCUACCUCAGGAAUCUGCAAUCCUCGUGAUGAACCACCGGACCAGGGUGGACUGGAACUUCCUCUGGGCCGCCAUGUACCAAGCGUGUCUACCUAACGUCGUGGCUCAUAAACUGAAAUUUAUCCUGAAGGAUCCCAUCCGCCAUGUUCCUGGGCCUGGAUGGAUAAUGCAAAUGAACGGGUUUCUUUACAUAACUCGUCGCUGGGAAGAGGACCAAGGCCGGCUAGCUAAGAUACUCGACUACCUUAUAGCCCUUCGCAGUCGAACUCAGCUGCUGAUCUUCCCCGAAGGAACUGACUUGACUCCGUUGAGCAAAGCCAAAUCUGACAGGUAUGCUCAGGAGCACGGCUUGUCACCCUACAGUUACAUUCUGCAUCCCAAGACCACAGGAUUCACCUACUUGGCCAGCUACUUGCAAAAAUCCAGCUACCUCGAUGCUGUGUAUGAUCUGACGAUAGCCUAUCCUGACAACGUACCACAGUCGGAGGCUGACCUUGUCAAAGGUAACCUUCCAAAUGAGGUGCACUUCCACAUCAAACGAAUCCCUUCGGAGGAUCUUCCUCGAGAUGACUCGCAGCUGCGAAUAUGGUUAAAUGAGAGAUGGUCCAGGAAGGAAAGCUCCUUGGAGGAGUUUGCCAAGAAGAAGGUUCUCUCUGCGAAGGCAUGGCCGAUGGUCAGAACGACAUCGCUGAUUGUGGCUUUCGUUUUUUGGAGCGUGCUCACUGGAGCAAUGGUACUUCUUCUGAUCGUGUCACCUAUUUUCCAACUCUGGGCCCUGGCACAUUCCAUCUUCUUCAUUGGGUUGUCUCUCUUCAGCACGGGGUUUAACCAGCUCGAGAUGGGCUGGUUCUGGCGGUGGAAAACUCAUGCAAUUCGAGCCAAGCUCCAUUGACUUGCUGCGUUUGAGGGAACCUUUACGUACGGUAUAGCUUUCGUACCCUUACUGUGAUAUCACUACGUGUAACUGGACAAACGUUGUUUCCUUCUUCCCCUCGAGUCAACGUUCAGAAACGAUGGCAGAUACCCAUGUUAUUGUGUAAACCGAUCUUGCAGUGUACAACUUUUGAAGAUAUUCCUGUAUUACUUGUUUCUCGCAGUACUUUACUGCACAAUAGUUUCUACGUAGCACUUUUUGACUGCACUCCGAAGGAACCAUCUCCGCAGUUUUAUCUGAAACUUUUUUAAAAGAAGAUAGUCCUUCCCCCACUGCGAAGGUAGAGUCAAAGUAAUGAUCAUUUUCAGCCGUUUUUAAUUCUGACAAGGAAUUGAAUUCAAACAGUUUAGUCGAUGACUGUUGGUAAAUGAUGUAACAUAUUUUCUCGGAGUACCUCCAAUUUGAUACUUGACUUUACGAACCCUUUUCUAACCUCAAUGACGAAUUACUUCGGUAGGGGUAAAACAUUCCCUCAUGGAGACCAUUAUCUGAAAUAGCCUGACAAGUAUUAAGCUUAGUUUAAUGAAGAAAAAGAAUUUAAAGAAGGAAUUGAAUCCACCAGAAUUAAUCAAGUAAUCUUGUCUGAAAUUCUUUCGUAGAGAGCUAACGAUACCGAAGAGACUUUCGGUGCAAACAAGACCUGGUAAUUGUUGAAUAGAUGAAUAAUUCUUAAAUGUAAACCAUAAAACACGAGAAAAAAAGAAGGAAACGGCGGUGACGUGUGUUACAGAAGUCGUAUUUAAUGUAAAGAAGACACCUGAAACCGAAAACCCCGUCCCAAGGUCCUUAGAAGUUAGAUCGCCGUGCAAAAUCUUCCAAAAGCGCCCGUUAGCUCAAAAUUCCUGUCCUCGGGCGUUUUUAUUUUUCAAGACCUUUUGUGAAAGGUCUUUUUAAAACCAUCACCUGCUGGAAGUUCUUGCCCACUCUCUAUGUAUACGAAAAAAAAAGUGUUUUUAGGUUAAGCGCGAAGUACCCCUUUCUUCUCACAUAAGGUUAAGGUGAAGUGAAACGCCCCUUAGAUCAGUCGACUUGAAUAAGACACUUUUUUUUAAGGGUAUUGCAUCGAACCAUCGAAACUUUGAUGAAAACUUUCCUCGACGUGUUUCACUUCAUCUUAAGAUUUCUGCCCGAUCGGUUCAUUUGGCGUAUUGUAACUCUGUAUGUAAUUAAACGCGGUACGCACCGAGUGUAUGUUUUAUUGUAUUAGCAUAUACACGUUGCGUUGCGUGUCGCGUAUAUAUAUAUUGUAUAAAGUAGGGCUCCUUCGGAGAGUUUUUUUUCCCUCCGAGGUUUUGUGAGUUCAAUCGCUAGAUUGUGGAAACUUCCAAAGCUCGGAUAAACGGCGUCUAUUUUUCCGUAGACAUUAAGGAACUUCACCUGCGGUUAGUUUAAGGAAAGUGAAUUCACGUGCCAAAGAAAGAAUUCUGCUCGAUGAACUCGAUGGCUCGUCCCACUCGACAGAUUCAAGUUUUCUGCGACUGCUUUAAAGGAGUUAAUUCUACAUCGCUUUGUAUUUAUGUAAAUGACUGUGGUAUUUUUUUUUGCCUCGGCAUCAUUAAUUGAGCAGAUGGUUUCAUGUCUUUACUCUCUUCCGUCGAUCUAUGAGCGUAACAAAGAUUGUAAAUUUGUUUUCUCUUCCAAUGUCUGCAGUUUCAGUAUUUUGAGUUUGUCGAGUAAGACAAGCAUUAGUGUUAAGAGCAUUGUACGUAAAAUACGGUAAAAGGUGUCCUUUGUGUCUUUUAACAGAUUUACCGUUAUGUCCUGUUGGUAGCAUUCGCUGUACCUUAAGGCCACUUUUUCUUUAGUUUACUUAGUGUCAAAAACGUGAACAGUACUUUUUUUUUAAAUCCAAUGAUUAAUCGAUAAUACGCUUUUGUAUUAAAAUACCUCACGAUUGAUUAUAAUCGUGCAUUUAAGUGAUAAGAGUCCAAAUGGGAAUUCCUAACCCCUACACUGUUGGUCAAAAAGUAAUUUUGUUAAGAAAAAUUCGACCAAUUUCUCGCCGAUAUCCGAAAAAUUGGCCUUAAGUGAUUUCUGAUCGCGAAAGUGUAGUCUUGUGUCUAGUCAAAUAUAAUCGUUAGAAAUGUCCUAGUCAUUGUUAAACCGACAUACAUGAGUGACGUAGAGAUAACCUUACAAAAUACUAAGACUGAAGUCAAUUAGUCGGUGAACGAGGAACGUAAGUUUACUUGUAGUCUCAGCGAUUCAUCCUGUGUGUACAAGUUCAUAUUUAUAGAGGAUAUAAGAGUCAAACGAAUUGCUUGUACCCUACAGAGGCACGGAAUGUUUCACCAUCAAAUCUUCUUGUCACUCCACACAAUUCUUUUCUUCUUAACAUGCAAUUCCACAAAUUUUUCAUUAAUCUUUUUUCCAUCUUGAUUUAUUAAAAAAAAUUAAUGAAUCAGAGAAAAAUGUAUUAAAGAUUCUACUAAAGAUGUGAAAUGGCAUUCCGAACCUUCAGGGUUGACGAGUCAAGCUUCGAUGAGGGCAGACCCUGUGACAAUUAUACGCGAUCCAAAUGUCUGUGUCAUAGGUAUAGUGGUAACGUGAAGUUAAUGUUGGCACUGCGUUGUGUGCAAAGGAAACACGUAUGUAUACACUGUACAUACAGACGUUUAGUGGAGACUUGAGAGAUAGAAGCAUAUGUAUACACAUAUAUGGGUAUAUAUAUACAUAUAUAAGUAUAUACAAUUACAGACACGUAGAAGUUUAACAAA